This is a messenger RNA of Tremella mesenterica DSM 1558, 489 nucleotides long. RefSeq lists its product as uncharacterized. The annotation marks the transcript as partial. The record is from RefSeq and is a predicted model, not a curated record. The transcript has 6 exons. Lineage: Eukaryota; Fungi; Basidiomycota; Tremellomycetes; Tremellales; Tremellaceae.
CCCAAAGUCAAUCUACGUUCCACUGCUGUGAAAAGGAUAAUGCAAGAAGCUCAAGAAUUGGCCAUUCCGGAUGAAGAUGAUGGUUUUGUUGCUUCUCCCUUAGAGGACGAUAUAUUCGAAUGGCACUGUACGAUGCGUGGUGUUUCCAAUAGCGAAUAUGACGGGGGUCUCUAUCAUCUGAGAAUAUUACUACCACCUAGUUAUCCAAUGUCAGCGCCGGAUAUCAUACUUAUGACUCCUAAUGGGCGGUUCGAGCUGGGGAAGAAGAUUUGCAUAGACGGUUUGACUUCUUUUCAUUCUGGUUCUUGGCAACCAGCAUGGGGAGUACGUACAGCAAUCCUAGGCUUACGGAGUUUCUGGAUGCAAGCCGGUGAAGCAUUAUCUGCCAUUGGAGCACUUGAUUAUUCCAAAGAUGAACGAAAACGUUUAGCCAAAUUAUCGGGAGAAUGGACUUGUCCCGUUUGUCGAGUGAAGAAUAAAGACCUUUUG